Messenger RNA from Seminavis robusta, 1705 nucleotides. The record is from the annotation of a GenBank genome assembly. Lineage: Eukaryota; Bacillariophyta; Bacillariophyceae; Naviculales; Naviculaceae.
UGUAACAGUGCAACAGGACGGUGGUAGGUACCGUAUCUCCUUCGAUACUUCCAGUAGCCUAAAGAAUGGAUACCGGUACCGGUACAGGUACCGGUAUCCAAGUCUCACCUGGACAUAACUUUCAAGAAUUACAUUUCCGCGAAGGGGUGCAUGUUCUACAACAACGAACAAGAUCCCAGAACUGUCUGUGAUAGCUUCUUUGGUAGGUGCUGUGAUGCAGGUUCUGGACAAUACCAAAACGAGAAUCAAUGAAAUGAAUGCGAUCAACAAUCUUCAGCUGAUGCUUCGUACUUCCGCUGCAUUGUUUUGCUCCUUUAUGCAACCAUGAAGAAUCCUCGUCUCUCGUCCCUCUUGUUCCUGGCCGCAACCUCUCUCGGAAGCGGCAGUGCCUUGAUACGAGGCUCAAACAAUGAUCGCAAACCGAAGAACCCGUCCACGGAACCGCUCAACACACCCGCUGCUACAAGAAGUGCCAGUAGCACUGGUUUGAAGGCUCGUCAAUUGCAGUCUUGCAGUGAAGAUGAUACAUUCUUUGUCAUCCUGAGUUGCGAGAAUGUUUGUGGCGUGAAUGGUCUCGAAUUCAAAGCCGAACGUUUUUCCGGUGUGUGUGAGUUUGUCUCUGACAGCGUGAGUGCCACAGACGCAGCUCGGGCUCUUGGCUGUCCUAACGUCAAUGGAAGCUUUCGUUGCACCUACGAUGACGUUAAAGGAGACAUUGAUGGAGGUAAUUCAGACGCCAUGUGCGAUUUUUGCACUGCUCCUGACCCAAAUCCACCGCCAACUUCUGCGCUCACACCACCACCUACCCCCCUACCGACACCAACACCUACUCCUCUACCAACAAAAGCUCCAACUCCAGACCCUACCCCUCCACCCGCCAUUGAUGACCCAACAGCUGCCCCUGUGGCACAGGCCCCAACAAACCCCACACUUUCGUGCAACUACUUCGCGUCUUCCGAAUUGGUCGGUCUGGCCACCAACCAGACCCAACAGUGUUCAACCAGAUCUUCGUAUCAUUGCCAAACUUACUCGUACCGCGACUGGGAAGGCUACCUACGCUUCGAAGGUGGUUGCAGACCUGGCCAGGAAAGACCCUGUAGGAGGGAUUCCCUUUCUUGUGAAAGUUGCUCGACCGAUCAGUGCAAUUCUGUGGUCGUACCACCGCGGCGAAAACAUUGCUUCGAAUCCACAGCGUACCUACAGGACGCAUGGCUUGAUCUCUUGCCGUGGGCGCUUGCAGAUGGUUCCUUUUCCAUGGAUCAAGCUUCCAACAGCAUUGCAGCGGGUUUGCACGGUUGGCCCUUUGAAGAAUGGUGUGUCACCCGCGUCGAUGACUUCUCGUCGGUCUUUCGUGAUCUCUUUUACAGUUCAAUGUGCCAUUUGACUAUUCCAGUUGGGAUGUAUCCAAUGCCACCAGCUUUGAAGGGCUGUUUCAGGGAUUGGAGACAUUCAACCAGAAUCUGUGCAGUUGGGGGCUCCUGGACUACCAACAAGGCAUUCCAUCCACAAAAGACAUGUUCGUAGGCACAGCUUGCCCCACGACAGAGGAUCCUGACUUCAACGCAGUUCCAGCCGGUCCAUUUUGCCAUCCAUGUGCAUAAGUGUAGCUUGCCAGCUUGGUCGCAGUUGUAUCGAUCUUGGAAGCCCACUUUAAAAGGUAGCUGUCAUGGCUAGUUGCAAGACCAGAUACUGGAGAAGUCUAGUA